Stylonychia lemnae is the source of this 1455-nucleotide messenger RNA. The record is from the annotation of a GenBank genome assembly. NCBI's taxonomy places the organism in Eukaryota, Ciliophora, Spirotrichea, Sporadotrichida, Oxytrichidae.
AUGGAUUUUGGAUCUGCUUCUUCUUUUGUAAGUCCAUUUAGAGUAGAUGGAGGAAUAAUAGUUACAAUCAACAGCACUUAUAAGUAUGGUAAAUCUACCUAAAAUGGAGGUUUAUUUUACAUAAUGAAUGGAAUAUUUGAAGAAUAAGGCUCAAAUCAUUAUGAUGAUAUUAGUUCUAUUCAAGGUUCAGUGAUUUAUUUGGUAAACAGUUCGGCUAAAUUUAAUAAUUUUACUAUGCAAAACACACUUGCUUAUAGAGGAGGAAUAUUUUAUAUCGGUGAAGGUUCCUCCUUAGAAUUGAUUAAUGGUACUAUAAAACACUCAACUGCAUUAGAUAGAGGAGGCAUUAUAUUUGCGAAGGAUGGUUUGGGAUUAGUAGAAGGAUAUUUAAAAAUAGAGAACUUAGAAAUAACUAGCAGUAUUAGUUUAAAUGAUGGAGGUGCAUUCUACAUUGAAUCGCCCAAACUCGCUUUAAACUUUUAAAACAUAGUAGUAUCAGAAUCUAUGUCUUUAAAAGGAAAUGGAGGAUUCAUGAACUUAAUCAGUACUGCUUCAUUAAUUGCUAAUGGCUUACAACUCAAAGAUUCAUUUUCAUUCUAAAAAGGACACUUUAUAUACUCAGAAACAGCUGAAAUUAUUGAAGUUUUUAAUUCUACAUUUGUUCAAUAGAUGUAUUUGGAACAACUCCCAAUUGAAAUAGAGCAACAAUAUUAUUCUUCUGGAAUAAUGUUGUAUUAAGCUUAAAAAUCUAUGUUUACUAACUGCACUUUUCAGAGUAACAUUUUAUCUUAGCAAGGAGGAGCAUUGCACAUAAAUGGCGGAAACUUUGAAUGCAAUGGAUGUAAUUUUUAUAAUAACACUGCUUAUAAUGGAGGAGCUAUGUAUUUAUUAUAAACAAAUAGUAUAACUCUUAAUAAUGUCUAUAUCAAGAAUGCAAAUGCUUACUAAAACGGAGGUGGAAUUAACAUUAAUUUACCUCAAGGAAAUACUACAAUCAGAAAUAGCACUAUAUAUUAAAGUAGUUGUAGCCAAUACACUGCCGGAAUAUAUUACACAGGAGAGGCGGAAGAUGCUGGAUUAACAACUAAUUAAAAUAUUGAAAAUGUGAGGAUACUAGGUACAGACAAUUCUAAUUAACCAGAUUAAGUUUAGAGUGAAGUCCCAUUUAUUUUCCUUGUACUUGAGUUAGAUCAGAUUAUAUUUCAAGAAUUAGAUGCACAAAACGCUGUUGCUCUAUAUCUCGAAUAAGAAUCAAGUUUUCUUAAAAUAAAAAACGUUGAGGAUUAUGUUUUUAUAAACUCUACUAAGAUAGAAUGCAGUAUAGACAAAUUAGUACUAGGUGAUAAUGGAGCUGGAAGAAUAGAAUUAGAUGGUGAUCAAUAUGAUUGGUUUGAUUCAACAUAUUUUGCACCAAUUCAAAUUUAUAACACGAAACAAUACAAACUCAUUUUAUGA